This is a messenger RNA of Mesorhabditis belari, 1527 nucleotides long. The record is from the annotation of a GenBank genome assembly. NCBI's taxonomy places the organism in Eukaryota, Metazoa, Nematoda, Chromadorea, Rhabditida, Rhabditidae.
AUGGACCGACAACCCGGAUAUGGCAUGGGCAAAGCAAAUCCCUACGGGCAUGGGCCGCUAAAAAAGGACAAGGAGAAGAAAAAUGGCCGAAUUAAUUCACAAGCUCCUGAUUAUCCGUGCUUGAUCUCCGGUCAGAACAGUGUUCCCAAUUCAAAGGUAUGGGGCUUCUCAUCUGCUUAUGAGUAUCAAUCGGCAUUUCCACCAAACAUCUACCUCAACAAAUGGCCUCAAGAGAGCUUUCCACGUUUGAAUGACAGCUUCGAAGCCAAUCUGGUCACAUGUCUCUCGAGAAGCGAUGUGGAUAUGCCUAUCAACUCUCGAUGUGUGUUGCCUCCAAAAACUAUGGAUGCGGAACGAAGAAAUAUAAUUUAUACAUUGCCACAAGUCGUUGAAGAACAUCUUCUGGAAAUUUUUGCGAGGGAUAAAAUCGGCUGCAAAUUCCUUCAAGAAAACUUUCCCAGCUCUGGUACAUUGAAAGAUGAAAUGUAUACACAAUUGAUGGCCAAGCAGGGAUUCCCGAAUCUUUCACGUGACGUCUUUGGCAAUUUCUUUGCUCAACUUCUCAUCGAAAACGCGGAUACGAAAUUAAAGAAAGAUUGGAUUGGAAAGUCGAUUAGUGGUUGCGUUCGAGAUCUCUGUUUGAACCGCUAUUCUUGUCGUGUCGUGCAGAGAGCACUGGAGUAUCUCCCGGAAGAAUGGACAACAGUCUUGUUGGAGGAACUUGGCCGCUCGAAUUGUCUUCAGCUCGCAAUCGAUCAAAACGCCAAUCACGUCAUUCAAAAGAUCAUGGACAUCUUCGAAGUCUCCAAAUGGGCCUUUCUCAUCGAGCAACUUGUUAGCGAUGACGAUUUAUUCUUCAAGACAAUCGAAAGCAAGUAUGGAUGUCGAGUCGUUCAAUUGGCCGUUGACAUCCUUGCAAAGAGGGUCGAAGCCGCCGGAGAUGUCGACAAAUUUUACAAGAGAACCACGAUUGCCGCCGAAUUGCUCGAUCGUGUGUUGGAAACUGUUCUGCAACACUGUCAAAGAUUGGCCAUCAACGAAUUCUCCAACUAUGUCGUUCAACACGUUAUUGCCACCGACUCACUUUCCUAUUAUCGUGAUAAAAUCAUUGAGGAUUGCUUGCUGCGCAACUUGCUCUCGUUCUCUCAGGAGAAAUUCGCUUCACAUGUCGUUGAGAAGGCACUGCAUCAUGCACCAAUUGACAUGUUGCACGCGAUGAUGGAAGAAAUUUUCGAUGGCUACAUUCCGGAUCCAGAAACCGAAAAACAAUGUUUGGACAUUCUUCUCUUUCAUCAAUAUGGCAACUACAUUGUGCAGCGCAUGUUGAUCAUCUGCCUCGACUGGUUGGAUACGAUUGAGAAAAAGAAGAACACCGUUCUUAUCAAUGCUCCAUUAUACAAGAGUUGGGCAUAUCGGCUCGAGGCUCUCAUCCAAGCAAAUGCCACCCGUCUGAAGAAAUACUCGUCGGGAAAGAAAAUUUUGACGACUUUGCAGCAAUUUCGUAGCAGCCAUCCACGUCCACCAGCC